Panicum virgatum (switchgrass) is the source of this 683-nucleotide messenger RNA. RefSeq names its product histone H3.2-like. The record is from RefSeq and is a predicted model, not a curated record. Gene Ontology annotation, molecular function: protein heterodimerization activity; structural constituent of chromatin; DNA binding. Gene Ontology annotation, cellular component: nucleosome. The coding region runs from base 65 to 475 and encodes 136 amino acids. NCBI's taxonomy places the organism in Eukaryota, Viridiplantae, Streptophyta, Magnoliopsida, Poales, Poaceae. The transcript has a single exon.
CCCGCCGCAAACCAAGCACCCGCCGCGUUUCCAGUUCAAACCUCCAAUCCUCCCCGGCGGCGAGAUGGCCCGCACGAAGCAGACGGCGCGCAAGUCCACCGGCGGCAAGGCGCCGCAGAAGCAGCUGGCGACGAAGGCGGCGCGCAAGUCGCCCCCGGCGACCGGCGGCGUGAAGAAGCCGCACCGCUUCCGCCCGGGCACCGUCGCGCUCCGGGAGAUCCGCAAGUACCAGAAGAGCACGGAGCUGCUCAUCCGCAAGCUUCCCUUCCAGCGCCUGGUCCGCGAGAUCGCGCAGGACUUCAAGACCGACCUGCGGUUCCAGUCCUCGGCCGUCGCCGCGCUGCAGGAGGCCGCGGAGGCCUACCUCGUCGGGCUCUUCGAGGACACCAACCUCUGCGCCAUCCACGCCAAGCGCGUCACCAUCAUGCCCAAGGACAUCCAGCUCGCACGCCGCAUCCGCGGGGAGCGCGCCUAGGCUGGUCGCCGGUGACGACCUAGAUCUGGAUGCUGCUAGUAGCUAGUUCAAGUGAGAGGAUGCUGUAGCUUGUAGUGCCUGCCAGAUGAGGUUAACCUCUGGUUGUUAUCAAUGGGAAAUUCCUAGACUGGGUGCCAAUUCUCUCUCACGCACCUCCCUUCUGCUGAUUGGGCGUUUCUGAAUUUACCAUUGGCUUGGUUUCUUCUGA